ACAAAACUUACGUCCAACGCGCCCUUUCACCUCUGCGUGGCGGCCCGUUCGAGUUUCCCCGGUGCCACCUGUCCACCGUGCCGCGCUGCCAACCUCGCCGUGCCGGCAACAGGUGGCGGCAGGUAGCAUUUCAUUGGCGGGUUAGCCUGUCUGCAGCCCGACCCCGUUGAAGGCGGAGGUAACGAAGGAUAAAACCACCGGGGCAUUGAUACUCUCCUGCCACCGGCCAUUGCACCACAGCACAGUCCUCCCCCUCCUCCUGUUGAGACGCUACAGAUCUGCUGCUUCACUUCCCCCUGGGUUCAACUUCUGCUACGGAUGAGUGACAAAUGCUUGGAUGCAGCAGGAUGACUCAUGCCUUGUGUGCAGAUCAGUGGAGUGUAACACCCUUGUUGUCGGCCAAAAUAAUCCUUGGAACCAAAUAAGAUGAGCCAUCACUGUGACUCGGGCAGAUAAACAGAUGCUUGGAUUAACAUUGAUCUUAUAAACAGAUGUGGAGAAAGCCCUCCAACUUUGGAUGAAGAAAAAUGCCCCAAAAAACACUUUAAAAAGGUUCAUAAAACCUGGUUGAGGUCAAUCCCCCUGGGACUAACCGCGGAGCACUGCCCUCUCCACUGACUUUUCCCCGCAGCGCAUCAUCCCUCCUCACCUUUUAUCUCCCGAGACCGUCCUCCCCACAACCCCGAACUCCCGCCCCUCACUACGUAGAAAACCCACAACAAGUGGCCCAGCCAAUGAGAGGCACCUCGCUAGUGUGUGGAGAGGGGGCCGUGGAACAGAAAGACAAAUGCUCACGGGGGAAGAGAGUAGAGGACCACUUUGCGAUUGUCGUUUCCCCCCCAUGCAGCAUUUACCUGCAUUUCCCGGCCGUACGAGGACUGCUAAAUGAUCCAGCCCGAUCCCCUAAGGGGCUCUCGGGACUUGUCCGGCUUCGGUUUCUGCUGGAGAUCCGCGGGGAGAGAGCGCGCAACGGGGAAUCGCCGAGCUGGAGGCAGUUUGUUGCAGGAACCGAGAAUCGCCGCGAUGGAAUGAGCCGCUGCAGAAAACUCUCCCAAGUUAUGGGGAAGCGUCCUUCUCUCACUCCUGCGAGUCUGUAUCUUAGUUUCCACCCAAAUCAUGUAUGGAUAACGGGAGGCUCGCUCAAGAAUCCGGCUCAAAUGGAUCAGUGCUGAGCGGGGGGGAAGGAGCCGGGAUUACACGGUGCUCUGCCAGCCUGUUGAACGCCCACACACGGGCCUAUCAAGCCCCAUCCGUCUCGGAAUAAGUCACAGUCUCCGGCGAAGACACUGUCCGUGCAAGUGGUGUAGAAGUUUUACAUAUGACACUGCUGUGAGUUUCCCCGUUUCCUCGCCAGAACAAUGGCAACCCCUGGCGCGUCGGCCCGGAGCGUGUGCCGAUCCCUUUCGACUCUUAGCUGUGCGCUUUUGAUUUUUGGCUACUUAUCCGUGGCCUCGCCGUCCCACGGUCGGCGGCUGAUAUGCUGGCAAGCCAUCAUGAACUGCCAGGCCGAGCCCGAGUGCAAUUACGCAUACGAGCACUACACGCGCGCAUGUGGCCCCGUGCUGAGCGGGGAGAGGAAGAAGUGCCCCAGCCACUGCAUCUCCUCGCUCGUCCAGCUCAAUCUGACCAAAAACGGGCCGGCUCUGGAGGAAUGCAGCUGCGUCCACGACGUGCGGUGUACCAGCACCAAGCGGGCCAUCGAGCCCUGUCUGCCCAGGACUACCAGCACCGGCUGCACCGAAGCCCGGCGCCAGUGCGAGAGAGACCAGCAGUGCAGCUCCGCCAUGCAAGAUUAUUUGAGGUACUGCGGGAAACUUUUCAGCGGGGCGGUGUGCACCAACGCCUGCCGCAACGUGAUAGCGAAUAUGCGUAGAAUACCCAAGGGUCAGCAGCUGGAGACGUGCAUGUGUGACGGGACGGAGAGGGCCAUCUGUGAGUUCGUCAAGAGCAGCAUGAAGGCGCUGUGCUUCGACUCGGCCGACAGCUACGAGAGCAGCGGCGACGAUGGCACGGACCAAGACUCCGAAGAAGAGACGACGGACUAUCCGGUGGACCCGGAGAGCGGAGCCUCUCUCCCAGCGGCCCACCGUGUUUCGACCCUGCUGGCAUCCAUUUUGGCUCUGUUGCCCCUCAUCUAAUCCCUGCGCCGAUUGUUGUCCGGAUGAGAGGCCGUCUCCACUUUUGUCACUCGUUGACCUGCCACCGCAGUGAAAGGUCAGAGCCGCAAAGACUAGAGGAAAGGACCUUGUUCGAAUCGAGAGUGGUGGACGCUGAAGGAUAUCAAAUCAGGAUGUUUUCUAUGCAAAUGAAACCAGGAAGAUAUUUUAAACUGCCUGAGCUCUGGGCUGCUCUCUUAUCAACACACACCACUUUUCUGCUCUCCAGAUGCUUUGCUUAUGUGAUAAGCUAAAUAGGAUUGUCUACUUGCUCACAGUCACAGACUGAUAGUAGAGUUGUCAUAAUAGAGACACAGUUGGUUUGUUUUGGUAACAAUGCAACGUUUAAUCAGUAUAUGCUGUGCACUGCCAAUCUUUUUUUGGUUUCUUUUUUUAAGAUAUGAACUAUUUUUGUAUGAUAGACUGUUACCAUUUGGCAGCAGGCUAUCUGAUCCACAUGUAUUUAAUGCUGGAAUCUAUGAACCUGUAAAUAGAUUAGGAGUUAAAGUGAAACAGUAAUUUAUUACACGCCACCUAGUUACAUCCAAAUGUCCAUCAUGUGAAUAAAAGACUGAGAAUUCCAGCUUUAAAGGGAAGUUAUUUUGCCUGUAUUCUCUUCAAAGAUAAUGUACAUUGUAUAUAUGUGUAUAGCCUAUAUAGAUUUUUUCAGAGAAUCCUCUAUGUUUUAGGCUAUGACAUGAUUUAUUCACGGUGUAUAGCCCAGAGAAAGAAAUGUCUAAAUCCACUGUAUGAUUGCCUCAGUGAUAUACUUUUAUAGAAGGCAUAAAGGAAACUUGAAGAUAUCGUUCUUGACUAUGAGUUCUUUGUUGAUUUUGCCUCACCGCUUCCCCGAUAGCGUUGUGUCUCAGUUCAGAGAGUAAAAUGAUCUUGUAUAGUAAGCAUGAUUGAAAAGAAAUGUUGGAUCAGUUGUCACAAGCCAAGACACUGGCAAUAUGAGCAGAAACUUGAUUUACACAUACAAUUCAGUUAGGUAAUAAAAAUAAUGUAAAUCUGCUAAGUGUGUGAAUCUUUAUUCUGCUACACACUUAUUUUUUUGUUCCUAAAAUCCCAUUAAACUUUGAACAAUGGUUAAGGUCAACUGUGCAUGAUACAAGCCACUUUAAGUGUAAAGCAACUUAUUUUGGUUUCAUAACAGGCUGAUUUAAAGAGCUAUAUGUUGGCUAUGCUCCUUAGUUUGGUUUUCUAGUGCUAACUAAGGGGGUUUACUCGAUUAACAUGAUAUUGAAUAUUAAUCCCGUUGAUCGUGAAGAUAAAACCGAAACAUCGCACUCACAAAAUUUAAACUAGCAUUAUUUUUCUGUUGGACAGUGCCUGAGAUGAUUAAGGCAUUUGUACUCCUUUUCUGGAUGUUUAUCCCACAAGGGGAUAUCUCUGGUCGCUUUCAGCUCCAUCGUUACUCAAUACACUACAGCUGUGUAAUAAAUGGAUUAACUUUUACAGCCCUGUCUAUAACUACAUUACAGUAUAUACAGGCUCGUUUAAAAAAGCAGGUUAGCUUCCACUGUGGUCUGACAG
This is a messenger RNA of Xiphias gladius (swordfish), 3692 nucleotides long. RefSeq names its product growth arrest-specific 1a (gene gas1a). NCBI's taxonomy places the organism in Eukaryota, Metazoa, Chordata, Actinopteri, Istiophoriformes, Xiphiidae. The record is from RefSeq and is a predicted model, not a curated record. Bases 1359 to 2138 code for a protein of 259 amino acids. Gene Ontology annotation, biological process: regulation of cell cycle. The transcript is spliced from 6 exons.